GGAGGUAGAAGAAACGAAACUAGUAGUACAUGUAUUUCCCUGAGACCCUGACAAUCGUAAGAAACCCAUGAUAGUAUAAUGAGAUAAAAACAUAUUUGAUCCUUAAACCGAAAUCGUAGUAUGAUUUCGAAUCGUAGUGAAACAGAAACGAGUACAAAUAGAAGCCACUGCAGAUUCGGUACAUAGCAAUAAGUAGGUUUGCAGAAUUAGGAAUUGGCAGCCCUCAGAAUUGAGUCCCUGAAAGCAUUCAAAGCAUCCGUAGAGGUGACAGGGAAGCCAUUCUCAAGCUUGACACUAAUGGCUCUUGCAUUUUUCUUCACCUCCUCCUGGCCCAUUAUAUCCUCUAUGCCUCGAGCAAUGUCGUUUUUGUUAACCGAUUUUGAGAAAUCAUCAGUUACAAAUUCGCCAGCAGCCCAAUGCUUGACCACCAGUUUGGCAUUAUGAUAUUGAUCACCUCGAAUUGGCCACGCUAGUAUUGGGAUGCCGCACCCAAUGGCCUCCACGGUCGAGUUCCAUCCGCAGUGCGACAAGAAAGCUGCAGUAGAAGGGUGGCUGAGGAUCAGCAGUUGUGGCGCCCAUCCGUGGAUGAUCAAGCCUCUCUUCUUCCCCACUCUCUCCUGCAAACCAUGUGGGUAAAAUCCCUGCUCCGGGUUCUCGUCCGAGUUAAACUUAGAACCAAAAGGGCCGGAACCGAGUUGGAUUGUCCAGAUGAAUGGUCGGUUCGAUGCUUCCAGCGCCUCAGCCAACUCUGAGUACUCCUCAAUCGUCGGACCCACCUCGCUGCCAAAUGAUACGUAUAGCACUGAUCCGGCCGGUUUGCAAUCCAGCCAUUCGAUCACCUCCUCUUCCUUCACAUUUGUCUCUCGUUUCACUCGUACUUCCUGAUCCCGGAACGUUGAGCCCAUCCUCGUCGAUUUCCAGUAUUUGUCUGGCAGCAAUGGACCAACGGCCCGAACCGGUUUGCCAAAAGCUUCGUUGAGGUACUCGAUGAAUGGGGCCUCCAGUUCGUGACACGUGUUGUAAAGGUACUGGGCAAAUCCAUCCAUUUCUUGGAACCAAUGCGGUUGAUCACCGGGCGCAGGUGGGCCCUUCCUUCUCCGGCCCAUGUGUGGUUUCGGGAGCUCAGAUUCUGGGCUAGGAGGUGGCGGCCCAAUGGGCUGCGGUGGUGGAGAUGGGUGCCGCCUUCCAGAGUGCCCAAAAGGUCUUCUUUUGAGGUCAGAUCCCGUUACCGCCAUGUGAUCUGGUAAGCCGGGAAGCAAACGGCUUUCGUUUCCGAUUUCUCCCAAAUCAGCCGACCCCGCCUUCCACAUCGCGUGCUCCAUCGCCGCCGAGCACGCUCCCGAUGUGAAGAACCCAAUCGCCGGGAUGUCGAGCUCGUGAAGAAUCGAACCUAUCCAGGAUCUCAGAUGAUCGACGACCGCACAGAGGGGUUUAGCCCCGCGGAUCGCGAGUAACUUUUGGAGGCACUCAGCCAUCUGGACGCGCUCCAGCUGGAUGCGGUGGUGGAAAUGGUCGCCGGUGUCAGGCGACGGCGGAGGAGGAGGCGGGAGUUGCGGGGUCUCGACGACGUGGAAGAGUUGGUCGGCGGAGAGAGGGGGAGGGACGGAGGAGGAGACGCGGGAGGAGACGAACAGAGUGGUUCUGAGCUUCCGGGAGAGGAAUUGCUGGCAGAGUUCGAAGGUCGGUAGGAGAUGCCCCUGUCCGUGAAAUGAAAUUACCCAUAUUUCCCCAAUGGCAGCAGGAGUAGUAGUCAUCCUCGUUGAACUUCUCUUGGGUUAACCCGCUCGCCUAGAUCAUGCGAUGAUGCAGGUAUUGUGGUGAACAGGGAUCCAGGAUGAGCAAUCUUCAAGGGACAAGUUUAGAUGCAGCAACAUUUCGACUUCUGCUCCAAGUUCCCUAUCGAGACGCUUCGCACGGCCUGGUCACCGAGGCUGAAGCGCGACUCCAGAAUCCUCUGUCUGGAAUGGUUGGCAAGAUCAUAGCUCUGCAGCAGGAGUUGAGGUUCCUUAGGGAAGAGCUCGCCAAUGCCCAGCAGAAGCAGCACCUCCCCUGUCUGGGGGAUGUCUGGACUUUCCGGGAUGGAUUUCAGAACCCUUUCUGUAGCCCCCGACAGCUUAGUUCAGCUUCAGUCUCCAGCGAUUGCGGCCGCCGGAGUGAGCAGUUCGGAUUUGCAGCAGCGAGCAUUACCAGCAGAAAGGCUAUGAGGAACAGGGGCAGCUGCGACUGCGAGUUAAGGAAAGCUGCAAAGAGGCGCCGCAAAAAUGAUGAAGAAGAGGGAAAUACAACUAGUGCUGCUAUUGACAGGUUAAGCCAUCUUCCACAACCCAUUCUUUCUCACAUCCUUUCGUUCCUCGACACCAAAUCUGCUGUUCAAACCGCUGUCUUGUCCCGAGUUUGGAGGUCCACUUGGAAACAUGUCCCUGUACUCCAUUUUCGUCGAGAUUCCUUCGUACAUGUUUUGACUUUCAAAAGGUUUGUGCGUCUGGUAUUGUCCUCCCGCUGUCAAAAUAGUGUCCGUAGGGUUAGCUAUGCCCUCAAUGCAGAGCCGCUGGAUGCUAUAGAUAAGAUCACGUUUGGGAGGGUGAUCAAAUAUGCAUUAUCCCAUGACACUCAACAGCUGGUCCUCGACGCGGGAAAUGCCCGUUUUUACGAAUUUCCCCGUUUGUUUGGCUCAAUCUCGAAUUGCAAUCUGAAAAGCCUAGAAUUGAGACAUAUCAUCCUCUGUGGCAGAGUCCGAUCUUCCGUUUUCCCAAUGCUGACAACAUUGAAUUUGUUCCGUUGCCAUCUGGACACUCUUGAUCACUACGAGCCGGAUAUCGAUCUUAUCUCAAACUUCCCGUGCCUGAUGAAUUUGGUUAUGCGUAAAAUGCGUUGUAUUGGUCCACAGCCAGUUAUCAAGGUACACGGACCCCAAUUGGUCAGCCUGGAGUUGGAUGGGAUGGAAUGUUUCGAGAUUGAAAUAUUUGCGCCGAAACUCAAAAGCUUUCAGUUUGUCACACCCCUAUAUCAAGUAGACAUUACUGAUCCCACGGGUUGGUGGACCGAUCAGGAGUACCACAGAGGAGCGGUGCAGCAAUAUUUGCACUCUUUCUUCCAAGGUUUGCAUGAUGCAAAGUCUUUGAAGCUAGAUACUUAUGAAAUUCAGGGACUAAGGAAGAUUUCUGGUUUUCUGGAAGAGCAGCCAUCUCCAUUCAGGAUAUUGGACAAAGCAGGAACUCCAAAGGGGUUCUCCAAGUUGACACUUCUGUCCCUGGAUCGUGCUGAUGCUUCGUUGCUCAUUGCUCAAGGCACAUGUCGAGUUUCGAAGCAAUAUCUGCACUCCUUGUUCCAAGGUUUGCACAUUGCAAAAUCGUUGGAGUCGUCGACUGUAAAGGGUCCGAAAAUGUACCGU
Molecule: messenger RNA, 3391 nt
Organism: Linum tenue
Lineage: Eukaryota; Viridiplantae; Streptophyta; Magnoliopsida; Malpighiales; Linaceae
Source: the annotation of a GenBank genome assembly